Carassius auratus (goldfish) is the source of this 2105-nucleotide messenger RNA. RefSeq names its product fatty acyl-CoA hydrolase precursor, medium chain-like. Lineage: Eukaryota; Metazoa; Chordata; Actinopteri; Cypriniformes; Cyprinidae. The coding region runs from base 108 to 1826 and encodes 572 amino acids. The transcript has 13 exons. The record is from RefSeq and is a predicted model, not a curated record.
ACCCCAGUUCCUAUAGCAAAGUUCAAAGUGUGCCCAGAUUACGCAGUUGUGUCUCUGACAGUGUGCAGGACGCUUGAACACUCAUUCUGCUGUGGGACUGGACACGCAUGGCGAUGAGAGGAUCUGUCGUGUUUUCACUCUGCGUCCUGAUCCAGCUGAGUCUACAAAACACAGUCACAGAAGAGGAUGGUACGUCACGUCACGAGCGCGUUCACUUGCAUAACAGACCUGUCCUGCAAACCAAACUUGGGGCCCUGAAGGGUGAGUAUGUGAAAGCGAAGGGGAAGGACACAGUUGUUCAUUCCUACCUGGGCGUUCCCUUCGCCAAGCCUCCUGUGGGCCCACUGAGAUUUUCUCCUCCACAGCCUGCAGAGAAAUGGGACGGAGUGAGAGACGCUGCCAAACAGCCCUUCAUGUGUCUGCAGGAAAAGCAGUUCAUUGUAGACUUGGCAGCCAAUCUGUCUAUGAAUAUAGAGGUUCCUGACUCAUCAGAAGACUGUCUUUACCUCAACGUCUACACACCUUCUAAACCUGGAGCAAAUGACAAGUUCCCUGUCAUGGUUUGGAUCCAUGGUGGAGGUUUUUCUUCGUGCUCUGCGUCCCUGUUUGACGGACAUGUUUUGGCUGCCUAUCAGGAUGUAGUUGUGGUCCUGAUUCAGUAUAGACUUGGCCUACUUGGAUUUUUCAGCACCGGGGAUGAACAUGCUCCAGGAAACUAUGGUCUUCUGGACCAGGUCGCCGCUCUUCAGUGGGUUCAGGAGAACAUCCACAGCUUCGGUGGAGAUCCUGGAUCAGUCACCAUCUUUGGAGAGUCUGCCGGAGGAGUCAGUGUGUCUUUACUUGUUCUUUCUCCAUUAUCGGCAAACCUCUUCCAUCGUGCCAUCGCAGAGAGCGGCACGGCAGCGAUGGAUGCUAUACUGAAUCCCAACCCUCUGGCAUUAGCUCAGGCUGUAGGAAAUGCAUCUGGCUGUGAUAUUUCCAGCCCAAAGGAGAUUGUUGACUGUAUGAUGCAGCUGACAGAAGAGGAUAUACUGAAGAUCGCUAAGGAUUAUCCGAUGCUUCCUUUUGGAGUGACGAUGGAUGGCCUGUUCAUGCCCAAACCUGUAGCAGAGCUUCUUCAAUCCCACGAGUUCAACAAAGUGCCUCUGAUCACGGGAAUCACAGAUGAUGAGUGGGGAUAUGUGAUGCCUAACUUCUUCUCACCUCCAGGAUGGACCGACGGGAUGGACAUGGAGCAGAUCUUGCCGUUUUUGACCAUGUUUAAUCCUGCUCUUCAGGAUCAGUUAGUUGCCGAGCUUGUCUUGAAUGAGUAUCUGGGCACAUCUCCUGACAGGACCAAAAUCCGAGAUGGUUUUCGAGAGAUAAUGGGGGACUUUAUGUUCAACAUCCCAGCUCGUAAACUGGCGAAUUACCACAGAGAUGCUGGUGCACCAGUAUACGUGUAUGAAUUCCAGCACCCUCCGAGUAUACUUCGAAAGAAAAGACCCAGUUUCGUUGGAAGUGACCAUACAGAUGAAAUUGCAUUUGUUUUUGGUUCCUGCUUUGCAGAUGGACGUAUAAAGCUGAAAGAGGAUCUCUUAGAAGAAGAGAAUGAACUUUGCAGGACUGUCAUGGCUUACUGGGGAAACUUUGCUCACACUGGGUCUCCGAAUGGUCCGGGCCUCACAGAGUGGCCUGAGUUUGGAGCCGAGGCCGAGUAUCUCAGCAUUGGACUGGAACAGAAACCUGGGAAAGAUCUGAAGGGCAAACACUAUGCAUUCAUGACCGAGACGCUCCCAGAUUUCAUUCGUCAAAGCAGAGAGAAAAGAGAGCGCUCAGAACUGUAAAAAACAGUUGCACUUGAAUGCAUGGAUGACACACAAAAAAAUAACUGUGAUCCGAUUAAUUAAUUAACCUGAGGAAAUCAAAUGAGUUUAUUUUGGUGCUUCACUUAAAAUUUUAUAACAAAUUGUAAAAUUUUGCAAAAGACUUAUAAAUGUCCAAGUAACUAAUGCUUUGUAGCAAAUAAGCUCAAGACGACGUGUAUAUAAAUAAUUACAAUUCUAAUUAAUUCCACUAAUUUAUAUCAGCUGGCAGUAGUAACUGUAGCAGAAUUAAUAUUUCCA